Messenger RNA from Fragaria vesca subsp. vesca, 1884 nucleotides. Its product is annotated as transmembrane protein 87B-like. Gene Ontology annotation, biological process: transport. Lineage: Eukaryota; Viridiplantae; Streptophyta; Magnoliopsida; Rosales; Rosaceae. The coding region runs from base 1 to 1539 and encodes 512 amino acids. The transcript is spliced from 5 exons. Gene Ontology annotation, cellular component: Golgi apparatus; membrane. The record is from RefSeq and is a predicted model, not a curated record.
AUGGAUUUCACAUUUCAGAAAAGUAGCACAAGAAUCACCACCACCCACAUUGCCCUCCUCCUCCUCUUGACAUCAUUCUUCAAUUCCAAUCCGGCCAACGCCUCCAUCCAUAUCUACCACAAAGACGUCUUCCGCGAAGUUGGCAACGCCUUCCUCCUCUCCGGCGGCAGCGAAGGAAUCGCCGCCUCUCCCUCCUCCCGCUCUUAUAUCCGAUUUGAGAAUAUCACCUUCUGGAGGAAUGAGGCUGCAGCUGACAGGAAGCGUAGCAAUGGGCUGAUACAGGUCAUCAUUUUCGAAGCUGCGGAUCGGAAUAAUAUCGGCGGUUCUGCUUAUGGAGGACAGAGAUCUAUAUGUUGCACCCCUGAUCUUGCAAAGAUGGAAGGUUGUAAGCAAGGGGAGGUCAUUAGGAGACCUUCUGCCGCUGAUGCUAAUUGGCCUGUUGUGUUGAAUGUCAAGUUCAGAGGGAAGAGUCUGUCUAAAGAGAUGGAUUACAAAGAGAUUUCGAUCACGAAAACGGGGAUGUAUAACUUGUUUUUUGUGGCAUGUGAUCCGAAACUGAAGGAAUUGGUAAUGAGUGGGAAGACGGUGUGGAGAAGUCCUGAUGGUUAUCUACCUGGUCGAAUGGCUCCACUGAUGAAGUUUUUCGUGUUCAUGGCACUUGCUUAUGUGCUGAUUGGUGUAAUUUGGCUUAUUCAGUAUGUGAGGUUCUGGGAUGAUAUUCUGCAACUUCAGCAUUGCAUCACGGCUGUAAUUGCUCUUGGAUUGUUUGAGAUGAUUCUUUGGUAUGCUGACUAUGUCAAUUUUAAUAAUACAGGGAUGAGGCCAGUUUUUCUUACGACAUUGGUUGUGACGGUUGGAGCUGUGAGAAAAACUGUUUCCCGUCUCCUUAUCCUCACUGUUUCUAUGGGCUAUGGUGUAGUACGGCCUACUCUUGGGGGUCUUACCUCCAAGGUGCUUUUGCUUGGAGUAACAUUUUUUCUGGCCACAGAGUUGCUUAAUAUUACCGAGUAUGUUGGGACAAUUAAUGAUGUAUCAGGAAGAGCGAGAUUAUUUCUUGUUCUUCCUGAUGCUUUCUUGGAUGCAUUUUUAAUCUUGUGGAUUUUCACUUCUCUCUCAAAAACACUAGAACAGCUACAGACAAAGAGAAGCUCUGUCAAGUUGGAUAUGUAUAGGAAGUUCUCAAAUGCAUUAGCAGUGACAGUCAUUGCCUCACUCGCAUGGAUUGCUUAUGAGGUGUACUUCAAAGCAACAGAUCCCUUCAACGAGAAGUGGCAUAGUGCUUGGAUCAUCACUGCUUUCUGGGAUAUUCUUGCAUUUGCAUUGCUGUGCGUUAUCUGCUAUCUUUGGGCACCAUCUCAGAACUCUCAGCGGUAUGCAUACUCAGAGAAGCUAGGAGAAGAUUCUGAUGAUGAAGAAUCUCAGUCUCUAACUGCGGGCAAGCCAGAGGGUGAUAUCAGUUUAGUCAAUCAAGAAGUGAAGGAUGUUGGAAGCACGGGAGAUUCUGAUGAAGAGGACACAGAAGAAGAUAAGAGGGAAUGAUCUUUCAAUGGCAUUACUCUUCCAUUGCUCACAACCUUACUCUAUAUACAAGCCCAUGGAGAAUGUAGUUGAAUGUCUACCCCUCGGUUAACUUCUAUGUGCUAAGCAAUGACCCUUUGUCCCACUUAACGGCUUCCAAAGAGGUGUUGUAAAAUUUUUGCUACUUCCUACUAGAAUCAAAAGGCUGCCUUAUUUCUUGUCCUUGUUUGUGAUGCUAAUUUUUUUAUUGUAUGUAAACAUUAGGUUGUCAGCCUCAAUUUCUGAGAGUAGAUGAAUCAUGAAAAAGAAAAGCUGUGUAUUGUAAAGUUCACCAAAUUGUUAUUGUGAUAGAUACUGUACAUUGUC